AUGAAUGUUAAUGAUACUGAAAUUUUGAUGUCAAUUAUGGAUUCUGCGGGCUAUCAAAAAACCUCCAUAUUACUAGAAGCUGAUAUAAUAUUCCUUGUGACGUGUGCAAUAAGAGAUAAAGCAGAAAAUAAAAUUUGGCAUAGAUUAAAAUAUUUGAAAAGUUUUAAAACAAAAGAAAAUUUAAAACCUUUGAUUGGUGUAUUGGGUUGUAUGGCAGAAAGAUUAAAAUCAAAACUUUUAGAUGCUGAUAAAUUAGUUGAUGUUGUUUGCGGUCCAGAUGCUUAUCGAUCACUUCCACAUCUUUUAUCACUUUCUUCGCAAACAUCCCAAGGAAUUGCAAAUGUUAUGUUAUCAGCUGAUGAAACUUAUGCAGAUAUAACUCCCGUUAGAUUGCAUAAUGAUAGCAUUAGUGCAACUUUAAGAAUUGAAAGGAGCAGGCCAUUGUUUCCUUCAAUAAUUGAAGAAGUUAAAUUGUUGAGCAGCCAAGGAAUUAAAGAAGUCUUAUUACUUGGACAAAAUGUUAAUUCAUAUCGAGAUACAAGUCAAUAUGAAUCUUACCAAUCAAUCGGCAUUGGUAAUGAAUUAAGUAAUAAAGGAUUUUCUACUAUUUAUCGUCGUAAGGAAGGCGGAAUAAGGUUUACAGAAUUAUUAGAUAAUGUUUCUAUUGUUGAUCCAGAGAUGCGUAUACGUUUUACCUCACCUCAUCCAAAAGAUUUUCCAAUUGAAUUAUUGAAACUUAUAGCAGAACGACCAAAUAUUUGUAAACAAAUUCAUUUACCUGUACAAUCAGGAAACACUCAAGUUUUAAAAAGAAUGAGGCGUGGUUAUUCACGUGAAGCUACAGAUAUAAUUACUGGAUUUUGUGGCGAGACAGAAGAAGAACAUAAGGACACACUUAAUGAUGUUCCUAAAGAUGUUAAGCAACGUCGUUUAUCAGAAAUCAUUAAAGUGUUUCAUCAAAGCGCAAAAAUAAAACUUUCUAAACUUAUUGAUCAACCACAAAUUGUAUUGGUUGAAGGUCACUCAAAACGAAAUCAUCAACACUCUAAAAGAACAUUGUUAAAAGGUCGCACAGAUGCUUCGAUUGGCCAAUUUGAUUCAUUUGUUAAAUCUGAUGGCUUUAGUAUUACCGCUGUUAAAGGUGUAAGAGAGAAAGAAACUUGUUAUGAAAUAUUAAAUUAG
Messenger RNA from Entrophospora candida, 1182 nucleotides. Lineage: Eukaryota; Fungi; Glomeromycota; Glomeromycetes; Entrophosporales; Entrophosporaceae. The record is from the annotation of a GenBank genome assembly.